Messenger RNA from Coprinopsis cinerea okayama7#130, 768 nucleotides. RefSeq lists its product as hypothetical. The transcript is spliced from 2 exons. NCBI's taxonomy places the organism in Eukaryota, Fungi, Basidiomycota, Agaricomycetes, Agaricales, Psathyrellaceae. The record is from RefSeq and is a predicted model, not a curated record. The coding region runs from base 1 to 768 and encodes 255 amino acids.
AUGGCCGACGAUCCCAGCAUGUUAGGUGGGUACACCGCCUGUCGAAUUGGCGGGCGUGCUGUCUUAAACGCGCCGUCGUUAGAGCUUGACCGACCGGCGGAAAAUGAAGCAUCGAAUUCUGAUGGUCAGCCUAUGUCGACGGCGUCGAAAUGCGAAGGCCAAGCCGGUAAGCUUUUAUUCUUCACCGCCGAACUCCACGUUGACGACGACCGCCUCUCGAUAGACGAUAAAAGCGACGACAGGAGGGAGGGACAAUCAUUUCACAUUGACUUACCAAGUGAAUCUGAAGACGAGGCCCUUGAAUCGCCAACAGCCGGCUCCUGCAACCCUAUACAAACGGUCGAACCAUCUGAUGUCGAAGCUCAACUUAUCUCGAAGGAGUCGAAGGGUAAAGGACGUGCCGGUAAAUUCUUUGCACCUACCGGCGACAUCCACAUUGCUUACAAUCACCUUUCGGUAGAUGAUAGCACCAACACCGCCGGGGAAGGAUGUCCCCAGAGUGGAAUGCCAUUCCACAUCGACCUGCCCAGCGACUCUGAGGACGAAGAAGUCACGCAUCCGGCGCAGGGUAGGGGGGGAACCGGCUACAAUGUUAGUCAAUCGGUCGUCUCGAAUCGCUACCUCCGGGAGCACAUCGAGUCGCUGAGGUGGAUGUAUGACCAACUUCGAAUGCGAAACAAUUCGAUAGUACGGUUGAGGGACUUGAUGCAACGGGACCUCGACGAGAUUAAUCGAGCGAUUAGAACGAAGGAGGAGGAGGAGAUGUAG